Messenger RNA from Syngnathus typhle (broad-nosed pipefish), 1699 nucleotides. It is a transcript of the gene rnf214, whose product is annotated as ring finger protein 214. The record is from RefSeq and is a predicted model, not a curated record. Gene Ontology annotation, molecular function: ubiquitin-protein transferase activity. Lineage: Eukaryota; Metazoa; Chordata; Actinopteri; Syngnathiformes; Syngnathidae. The transcript is spliced from 6 exons. Bases 190 to 1578 code for a protein of 462 amino acids.
GCCCAGCGUGGUCAUGUGACCGGAAGUAACUUCGCCAGCAGGAAUGUGCUAAAGGAAUUAUUCAAAAACAGGCGAUCUAAUGUUAUUUACUGAUCAGUUCAACUCGUCGUAACUAGUCGCGUGAGUUAAUACUUCUGUCCGGUCCAGGAAAGCAGACGAUUUUUGGUUUUGCGCUGUCAGUAUAGAUACAUGGGAACCGUCAAGGAUCUAGUGCUGUUUGAAAAUGAAACCAUGGAAGACACCAUUGGGCAUGAGAAAUCGGUACAGACCGAUGGCGUCGCAUCGGACAUCAUCACAUUGGCUGACGCCGGCGUCAACGUAGCGGACGACUGGGAGGAGCAGCUGGCGACCAUGUUAGAGUGCGGUGACGCGCUCGAGGAAGAGCACAGCAUCUUGGUCAAGCAGUGGCAGCGUGAGGAUGCUGAGCGACCAAAGUACACAGCGCAGCUGCAAAAGAAGAAGGUUGAGACCACCCAGCAGCAUCAGGUUCUGCUAGAGAGGCUUGACACACUGCGGGUGAAGCUGCAGCUCAACAACUCCAAAAGCACGCGCAAGAACUUCUUGUCCAAGAAGCAGGAAGCCUGUGCUGAGAAAAGCCGUGCAAAGGACGAUAGGGACAGGCUGUCCAAGGAUCUGCAGGAGAGUGCUGCUAAGCUAGCUGCUCAAACGCAGGAGCUAGAUGAGGAGCAGCGACGCUGUCAGGGAGAGCUGGACGAACUGAAGGAGGAGAUGGACAGAAUAAGGCAGGAGGCCAAAGACGCUGAGAGCCACGCCUUGCAAGACCAGGUCAACGCUGUGGAGACACAGAGAGACGUCGCCAUGGAGCGUAUACAGGCCUGGCUUGCAGAGGUGUCCGAGUACGUGUUGUCACUCCGACAACAGGAAAAGGCUAGCUGGGCAACCAAGGAAGCAGCAGUGCGAAGGAACCAGGCAGAGCUGGAAACGCGAUUUGAGGAGGUCCUGGCACAGUUGCAGGAAGGACGCGAGUUGGAGUCUCUCCCACGCAUCAACGUGCCGGCACUGCCUCACAUACCAAAAGCUGACCUGACGUUCAGACAGAUGAUGACAUCACUAAAUCCUAUGCCGCCACCACCCCAGCGAAUGCCUCAGUACCGCAUGCCACCGCCCCCUCAGCCUCACCUGCGCCACUACCCACUCCACCCGCAGCGCCCCCCACCGUCCCACGCCAGAUCGACCCCGCCCCUCAGCCCCUACCCGACGCCGCCCGCCAACCCGUCAACUUCUUCCAGCCGCUUGGCCGAGGUCCUUGACAAGCUGGGGACGCGUUUCCCACAAUGCAGCAGGGCGGAGCUGACGUCUCUGCUGCAGCAAGUGAAAAGCGCCCGCGGGACCCUGGCAGGCAUGUCAGUAGAGCAAUUGGGCGAUCUCGUGGGCCUGGCGCUGCCACAGACAGCCCAAGGCGCCGGGUCCCGCAAAUUGUGCAUGAUGUGCCAGAAGGCCGUGGAUUCCAAAAGCCGCCACCUGUUUCCUUGCGCUCACACCAUUCACAAGGACUGCAUCCGCGACUGGAUUCAGACCAGCGGGAACAACUUGUGCCCCUUCUGUCCCACUAGGUGAGUGUGUUAACGGUUGUUAUCUUAGCAUCUCAAUAUUUCUUGGAAGACCGUUUUUUUUUUCCUUAAUGUUCAACAGUCAUCAAUUUUGAUGUUUUUUUCCCAUUAAAAUCAUUUGAAGAUCA